UAAACCUCUGUUUACUUCAAUCUCUCAACUUUAUCCUCUAAACAAGUUGAUAUUUUUUUUUAAUUUCUGACAAGCUUCUAUGAUACGCAUUAUUCUUGCUGUUUUGAGCUUGCGUUGUAUAUAAAAGCUCUGAAUUUGAACAGAUUCUAGUAUCGUUAACCGCCAUGGAAUUGACAUGUCUGAGUAAAGGAGAUGGCUUUCACUAUCCUCCUUGUCAUAUGCUUAAUCUAUGUGGUUUCAGAAUCUUGAUUGACUGCCCUUUGGACCUUUCUGCGAUCACAAUCUUCUCACCUGUUCCAUACGAUGUGGGUUUUGAAGCUUCUGAAUAUCCAUCAUCUGAUGUGUCUCUGGAUGCUCAGAAUCCAAUUCAGAAGAAGCAAAAACUUGAGAGACAGCUAACUCGUGCUGAUUUGGUGUGCGCAGAACCGUGGUACAAAACUGUGAAGGCCUUGCAUUUGUGGGAGGCUUCUUUGAUUGAUAUAGUUCUCAUCUCCAACCCUAUGGGAUUGCUCGGAUUGCCUUUCCUUACCCAAAGCCCUGGAUUUUGUGCCAAGAUAUAUAUGACUGAAGCAACAGCCAAGAUUGGACAGCUCAUGAUGGAAGAUCUUGUCUCGAUGCAUAAGGAAUUCAGAUGUUUUUAUGGACCCGGGGACUCAAGUUAUCCUGGAUGGAUAAAGGAUUUAGAUAGUCAAAAGGUACCAGCCUUGCUUAAAAAAGUUGUCUUCGGUGAGAGUGGUGAUGAUCUGGGCAGUUGGAUGCGUCUGUACAGUUUAGAUGAUGUAGAGAGUUGCAUGAAGAAGGUUCAAGUUGUAAAGUUUGCUGAAGAAGUUUGUUAUAAUGGGACCUUGAUCAUCAAGGCCCUAAGUUCUGGUCUAGAUAUUGGGGCUUGCAAUUGGUUGAUCAACGGACCUAAUGCAAGUCUAAGUUAUGUGUCAAACUCCAUCUUAGUUUCACUUCAUGCGAGAAAUUUUGAUAUCAAUGGUCUCAAAGGACUCGAUGUGAUGGUUUACUCAGAUUUCUCAUGCCUCCAGUCUGCAGAAGUGACUGAGAAUGGUUGUAUUUCUCCCAACCCGGAUAAUAAUUAUUUAUCAACAAUCAGUAUUGACAAUAAGGAUGAGGACUUGGCUGCUUCAUUACUAAACACAGAAGACAGCUUAGAAGAGAUGGAGAAACUAGCUUUUGUUUGUUCAUGUGCUGCAGAAUCUGCUGAUGCUGGUGGCUCAACCUUGAUAACAAUUACUCGUGUUGGGAUAGUUUUGCAGCUCCUUGAACUAAUGUCAGAUUAUAUUGAAUCCUCGUCUUUGAAGGUUCCAAUCUUUGUAAUAUCUUCUGUGGCAGAAGAGCUAUUGGCAUACACAAACACCAUACCCGAGUGGCUGUGCGACCAACGACAGGAGGAGUUAAUUUCAGGAGAACCAUGGUUUGACCAUCUUAAAUUCAUUAAAGAUCUUAAAUUCAUUAAAGACGAGAAGAUUCAUUUGUUUCCUGCCAUUCAUUCACCCAACUUAAUAACGAGUUGGCAAGAACCAUGCAUUGUAUUUGCUCCUCACUGUAGUUUGCGGCUUGGCCCUUCUGUCCAGCUUCUUCAGCGUUGGCGUGGAGAUCCAAAAUCAUUGCUUGUUCUUGAGGAUGGAAUUAGUUCAGGUUUAGCACUUCUCCCUUUUAGACCAGUAGCGAUGAAAGUUCUCCAAUGUUCAUUUCUUUCUGGAAUAAGGUUGCAAAAGCUCCCAACACUUAUUUCCAUUUUGCAGCCAAAGAUUGUUUUGGUCCCUGAUGCUGUCAGUCAGAGGAUCAAUCUUAGUGAGAUGAAGAUAAACUCAAUCUUGAAUUUCUCUGAAAACAAGACGCUGCAUGUGCCAAGAAUUGCAGACAAUUCAAGCGUAGAGAUUACAACGGACUUGGCCUCCAAAUUGAGCUGGAGAAAACUGAGACAACGUGAAAACUUUGGUAUUGCAAGAUUAAAAGGUGAGCUUCAGAUGGAAGAUGGGAAACACAGAUUAGUUACAGGGUUGGAGCAAGAAGAAAGUUCAGGGAAGGCUCGGCCAUUAAGGUAUUGGGGCACAGUGGCUCAAGAACCACUUUUGGGCGCGUUACUGAAAAUGGGAAUAAAAGGAUCUAUAGAACACAGCACAUCUGAGAAUGGAUCAGAAAACAGUAUGAUUCAUAUAGCAAAUCCUAGCCGUGGCCUGAUAGAGACCUCAGAGAUGUGUACUGCUAUUGUAGCAGAAGAUGAGAAUGUAGCCUAUCAGAUCCUCCAGGGGAUUGAUGAAGUUCUUGAUGGAAUUUAGAGGAUGUAUCAGCUGACUGACCUGGUAUAUUAGUGUAUUAGAGUGACUGAAUUAGAUAGAUCGUGUAAUUAUGAUUUGUUAGUUUACUGGAAUACUCUUUAUGUAUUUUAGAGUCUCUGUAACAUACUUAUUCAAUGAGAAUAACAGAACCUCUUCCCAUUUCUUCA
This is a messenger RNA of Camelina sativa (false flax), 2455 nucleotides long. RefSeq lists its product as uncharacterized. Lineage: Eukaryota; Viridiplantae; Streptophyta; Magnoliopsida; Brassicales; Brassicaceae. Gene Ontology annotation, cellular component: integrator complex. Gene Ontology annotation, biological process: snRNA 3'-end processing. The record is from RefSeq and is a predicted model, not a curated record.